Molecule: messenger RNA, 1732 nt
Organism: Dermacentor silvarum
Lineage: Eukaryota; Metazoa; Arthropoda; Arachnida; Ixodida; Ixodidae
Exons: 5
Coding region: 111-617 (168 amino acids)
Source: RefSeq, a predicted model, not a curated record
UCUUCAAACUGCAUGACAACGCUCACCGCGAGGCUGGAUUGCCCGUAAUUGGAGACUACUGCAACGUCAACCAGAAGGACGCAUGAUAUAAUGUCGGAAUAUUUUGUAGAAUGAACAUUGCUGAAGCCACAGGAGCAGAAAGUCGAGACACCGAGGAUGCUGCAGCAACAGGUGCCGCCGAUGAAGUGGAAGAAAUGCUGGUGCCAGAAACUUUAGAGAGUGCACCAGAUGCAGAGCUUGAAACACAACCUGCAAGAAUGACACCAGAAUGGCAACCUGACGAUGAUGAUUUCGAGCCAGAGGGGGUGGCUGACAUAAGUGAAAUGGCCCCAAGACCAAGAAAGGUGGCAAAGACUGCGAGAAAUGCACAGCGCCCUAAUGCCAGUGGUCCCUCCAGUGCAACAGUUGCUGCCGCAUGCCUUGAUCAUAUCAAGGCAGUAGGAACGGAGCGGCGCCAAAACGAAGACACUCGAGACACUCCAUACCAUUUUUGCAUGGCAGCUGCCGGAUUUUUGCGGUCAAUGCCUGCUGAUGACCAGUUUGACACUAUGUGUGCCAUCCAAGCUGUCAUUCAGCAAAAAAUGCUGGAAGUGAGGGCUCGGAGGACUGAACAAUAGUCCUUCCGUAUGUACAGACAGCUGCAUGGUGAAUAGUAAAAAUCAAUCAAAGGGCGAAGUACAGAGAAGAGACGUGGCACAUGCAACGACAGUCAUUGUGUGUGCCACGUCUCUUCUCUUUAUUUCGUCCUUUGACUGGUUUUUAUUAUUCAGUAUGUACCAACUGACCCAGAUCGCAACUCUACAAGCCCAUGGUACAAUGUGCUAUUGACCAAAAAAGGUUAUGGACCACGGGAUCUCAGAAAAUGCUAAAUACCAAAGCAGCCUUUAAAAGUAGCCAGUAAAACCGUACAUCACAAUGUUGUUUGCAUAUACCAGUAGAGGCUGGAAAUUGAAAUACCAGGCUGCAAUUUGAGGCUGCGGACAUAUUCAUCUUUUUGCCAGAUCCCUUGGUCCGUAAACUUUUUUGGCUGAUAGUACAUACCACAGUUGUUUUAUCUGUUAUAUUUAAUCUCAUUGUUUGUAUUUAAGUUCUAUUGUUUUUACUCUUAUUCAAUUUUUCCUUAUAACAUAUGUCAUAUCCCAUAUCCUAAAGUGCCUCGAACUAGUCCUGUAUGGUAGAAAGUUACCUGUCUUUUUGUGUGAUACUAUGUGUGAUGCUUAAGCUCUUGUCCAAAUUACGAUAAGGGUUUGGCGUGUUCAACUCAUUCUGCAUUGCACAGAGCUAUACAGUACAAAGUUUGUGCCUGUGAUAUGUAUUUAUUGAAAUUACGAGUGAUAUUUAAUGCCUUGUCAAAGACAGUAAAACUAAGGGUUUGCUGUUCUCUGAACUAGGCACGUUGUGCAUGGAACUGCACUGUACAAUCUGCCAAUUUUAAUAUUUUAUUGUACUGCAAAAAGUACUAAGUCUGUAUAUGUGAUAGUUAAGCUCGGGGAGCUCAGAACUGCGCAGUAGAUUUUGUAACCAAUUUUUAUCCUUUUAUACUGUUAUACACCCAGGAUCGUGGAAAUGAGGGCUAGUCAUGCUGUGCACAGAGCUGCACAGCAUAGCGUUUAUAUCCAGAUUUUAUAUUUCUUGAAAGCGCGUUUUUGAAGUGCAAUAUUUUUUGAAUCGCAGUACUGUUUGCAAUGCGGUCAUGUGUAGGCCUGAAAUGCUUAUUGCAAAUAAAGACCUA